AUGGAACUGCCAGAGUCGCCCACACUAGCACGGCAUGUGCUUAACAAUGCGAACAUGCAAGCCAAGGUUGGUCUUGCCGACAAGUACAAAGCCAAACUGGCCGCGCGAAGAAGAGGGACAGGGACACAUCAGACCAAAGAUCGCCACUUUGCCAUUAAGGUUGCCGCUCAACCACCCUCUCCGGUAGCAGUGAGCCGGACUAGCCUGCAACCUUCUGACGUCAAGAACGACAAAUAUCUAGCAAAGGCAGCAGCUAGAAGAAGAGGCGCUGGAACACACAGAAUAAAGGAACGACCGUUUGCUAUAACCGCCGACUACAAAAACGCGCCAGCUUUAGCUGGUACCAAAACGCAUCAGCAAGAUGUACGCGAAGAUAUUGGGACAUCCGAUGAAAUAAUUGAUGUCCAGCGGGGGUCGACAUCUACCGAAACGGUGACAAGAGACUCUGCAUCAAGGACCACAAUCUCUCCCACACUGACAAGCUCACCCGAGCCUCGACAAACAGUUCCUGCUUGCCGGAAGUCUGACACUCCUAAACAACCCCGCCAAAUAUCAGACACCUCGCCAACGCGCCGCCGUGAUCCACUGACACCAGUAGUCGAAUUGAGCAAUAUCCUGCCCCUGGAUAAUAGUCCCGCCACAUCUCGCACCGGAUGCGAAUCUAUACAAGGGAAAGCGCUUCCGCACUCCAAAGCGACCAAAGCUAUCAAGAAGAAGUCAAAGCCCAAAUAUAUCCCACCAAAAUUAUUGGAACAACCCAUGGCACAGGCAUCGCCGCGUGUGCGGACAAGAGCUGCGUGUCGACGAAAAGGCAUCAAGCCCAUAGUCAAAAUCAUUUGGGGUGGACCCACCGUAACCAGUUUUGAGCGAGUUACAAAAGCAGGCGUUGACUCAGCUACCCCCAACGCAGACGAUGCAACCGACAAACCUGGUUAGACCGGUAAAUCGCUUAUCACUUUACACAACCCUUUGGCAGUUACAUCCUGUGGACGUAAUCUACGACAGAGGAGAACUUUAUAGAUGCGAUCGUUUGAUAUUUUCUUUCUACAUGUUAGACUGGAGCAUAUUUUCCAAAAUCUGGAUUCCUGUACAUACUCUACAUCAAUGAACAUUGUUCAUAGACCAUACUGUGGUCCGGGAGACACGA
Molecule: messenger RNA, 1147 nt
Organism: Spizellomyces punctatus DAOM BR117
Lineage: Eukaryota; Fungi; Chytridiomycota; Chytridiomycetes; Spizellomycetales; Spizellomycetaceae
Exons: 5
Coding region: 1-936 (311 amino acids)
Source: RefSeq, a predicted model, not a curated record